Chrysoperla carnea is the source of this 1455-nucleotide messenger RNA. RefSeq lists its product as uncharacterized. The transcript is spliced from 3 exons. The coding region runs from base 30 to 1394 and encodes 454 amino acids. The record is from RefSeq and is a predicted model, not a curated record. Gene Ontology annotation, cellular component: extracellular region. Lineage: Eukaryota; Metazoa; Arthropoda; Insecta; Neuroptera; Chrysopidae. Gene Ontology annotation, molecular function: chitin binding.
AGAUUUAUUAACUUUCUUUAUAUUUUGAAAUGAAAAUGGAAAUGUUCAGGAAAAAGACGCUUUUAUUGAGUUCUUUGGUUUUGUUUAUUUUUAGUGACGUUUGUUUAAAUCAGAAUGUUGAGGAGUCGUCGAGUACAACUCUUGGGCCAACAGAUACCACCAGUUUUUCGUGUGAAGGUCGACCAUCUGGUUAUUAUGCUGAUAUUGAAACUGGAUGUCAAGUUUAUCAUAUGUGUGAUGGACUUGGGCGACAAUUUAGUUACGCAUGCCCGAACACAACUCUAUUUCAACAGCGCAUGUUAAUAUGUGACCAUUGGUACAUGGUCAACUGUAGUCAAUCCGAAACUGAUUAUAGUGCAAAUUUAUUAAUCGGACAACGAGAUAAACCAUUUGUUGAUGAUAACACUGUCCAUAAACGUACCCCACGUCCAGAUCUCUUUGGCAUCGCUCCACAAUAUGAUGGAGUACGGGGUCGUAAAUAUGAUCAAUUAAAUCAGGAGCGUAAUUUAAUUGGAGGGGAUUUUAUUAAGAGUGAUUCAUCAGAUCGUAAGAAUGUUAAAUAUUUUGUACCAUCUCAUUGGUCUACGGAAUUGUCGCAGCAAACAAUUACAGAAAAUCCACGAAAACUUCAAACCACAGCAACGAAGGAUAAUGUUAAAACUACAACAAGGUCUCCAAUUAGGCGUGUAGUAACAACAUCAACACCACCAGUGCUAGAAACUACAACUGAAUUUUUGAUAGAAUCACCAUCAAAAUACUUUUUACCACCGUUUGAUACAAAUCGUUAUCAAGUAAUACGUAAUUUACCAAAUAAUAACAUUUUGGAGCAAACUGCUCUGACUUUACAAAGUUUAAAAGUGAAUAUAACUACAACUACUGAACAAUCUGUCAGCGAAGAUGAUUCCUCAACUGAAAGUAGUGUUAAAAUUAAUAACAUCAAUAAUAUAUCGAACGAAAGCGAAGAUAUUAAUUUAAAAGCACCAUCAAAAGAUUUAGAACCACCGAAAUUGGAAGAAAACAGUUCAAUUCAAACAAGUACAAUCGAUCCACAAAUCUUCAAUACAAUUAUUCCAAACAAAGAAUUAUUACCACCAAAAUUGGGAGAUAAUUCAAAGAAUUUAAAUCGAACAAAUUCUAUUUACGACGAAGGAAAAAUUCGUGAUCUACGUAAAGUAUUAUUUAUUCCCGAUUAUAAUUUCCCGUUAGAUCCAUUACCACGUCCGGGCUACGAUAGUUUUUCAUCGUAUCAAGUGAAAGCUACAGGAGAAGUUAGUAAUAAUGAUACGAAUAUUCCACCACCGUCGGUUACUCCACAAACCGAUUGUCCGGAACGAUGUGAUCCAAAAAUGUUUAUUGCAGGCACAUGCCAACCAUGUAUUUUAGUGAAACGAUAAAAACAAUGAACUUAUUACCUUUCUCUUAUAAUUAUUUAUAGAUUGCCAUCUUAUUGUAUUU